CAAACUGUCAAUUUAAUUAGGUUAUGUUUUGACGUUUAUACACAAACGUUAAAAACGGAAGAAAAUGUCGUCAGAGUCCGAAGAAGAGAAUUUCUGCUUCCUAGGCAAACCCCUGCAACCCUACGAUGAAGACGCUUUUCCGAAGAAAAAACCGAUAACGAUUGAAGAACAGGUGGCUACUGAUGAGCAUGGUAGGCGUAGGUUUCAUGGCGCCUUCACUGGAGGUUUUUCCGCUGGUUUUUACAAUACCGUGGGGUCCCUGGAAGGUUGGACCCCUUCAGAGUUUAAAAGUACACGGCAGGAUAAGGCUCAGAAUCUAAGACAAAGACCUGAGGAUUUUAUGGAUGAUGAGGAUAUUGGGGAGUAUGGGAUUGCCCCGCAGACCGUAAAGGCUACUAAAGAGUAUAAUACUAGUAAGAAACGGCAUAGGAAGGCAUUUGCUGAUGGUCCUAUACCUGGAGAGCCAGUUCUGCACACUUUACUGACCAGUGGUAAUGAAACUGUGGGGUAUUUGUUGCUGAAAAACAUCGGAGUACAAGAUAAAAUAAGCAUAAACAGUACUGAACAACAAGGUGAAUCAUUGAGGACUUAUGGUUGUGAAAUACCAAAAACGGUUGAAAUAUCUACAGCAAAAACUAAACAAUACGAAAUUCCAGCAAUUUAUAGGGAGUUUUUAACCACCCCAAAAGCUAACUCCUUUGGAUUGGGCUACACAGGUUUGGACAGAUCGCAUAUAAACUUGUUUCAAAGUUCGAAUUUGGUUAUUAGAGGUAAAAAUAACGAAAAAAUGACCAUAAGUGGUAGAGCGUUUGGGGUUGGGGCUUUUGAGGAGGAGGACGAGGAUAUUUACAUGAAGGAAGAUAUGAGCAAGUACGAUUUUGAAUUAACGCGCGAAAAAAAGAAGUUAAAGGAUACUUCCGGCGCCGCCAACUUAAUCUUUGAUUUGUUUGUUAAGUCCAAAACGCCACUGGUGGUCAAAAAAGUGUACCCUCCACCCUCAAUACCUCAUAGUUUCACAGGAAAACAUAAAGUUAAAAAAUCAAGGUUCGAGCCCAUCGUUGAAGAAACACCAAGCACUUCAAGAAAAGAUAUAACACCUGCAGUUAGAGCUAAAUAUUUGGGUGAACCUGAAAACGAAUCGGUCACAGAAUCGCAACCAAUUCUGCCGACGCAACAGGUUGUAAAACCCAAAAAACCGGAACCGAAAAAGGAGGAGCCUAAAUCAAAACCCGAUCUAGCCACAUCCUUGAUGUUUGAUAGGUUCGUAUCGGCGAGUAAACCGGAGAACGCCUCCGAUAUUUUAGCGCCUGUGGAAAGAUCCGAAACAACGCACGGUACGGAAGAAAUGCGGGGUGCCGCACGCAUGAAAAUGUUCGGUCCUUUGACCAGGAUAACAAGCGAUUUUUAUCCUUGCCCUUUACUCUGUAAAAGAUUUAAUGUUCCUGAGCCACUUUUAGACAAGUCUGAACUGCAAAGAGACAGAAAACGUACAAAAAACCUCAUCUUCGAGUACCAAAAACACGCGGAAAGCAACGCCGAUUUAAAACCGGGAGUUUCAAUGAUGAAGCAAGAUCCUGAAACACCUGAAAUUGAAGAAGCAGACACAAACCAAAAACAAAACGACGAAGAAGCCGUUAAAGAGGAAGAUGCACCUCCAAUUGAAGACCCUCCAAAAGAUAUAACCGACAAACUGGAUGUGGACAAAAACAUCGACCUAUUUAAAGCGGUAUUUUUGAGCAGCAGCGAGUCGGAGAGUGAUGAAGAGGACUCGAAGGAAGAAGGAAAGAAAAAGGAGGAAGAAAUGAAGGCCAACGUUCUGUCGGAGGAAUUUUUGCCGAAGAUUAAGCCGCUGAAAGAAGGGAUCCUCUCCAAUGUUCCGAAGUUCAUUUUUAGCAAACCAAGGGAGAAAGUUGAAGAGAAACCGGCUAAAGAAGGUGAUGAUGAUUUGUAUGGGCCUAAAAUUCCUGCAAAAUUAGAACAUGUCGAGAAAAGUGUUGUUGUGGAAUCUUCUGGUGAUGAAGAUCAAUGGAUUGAGAAGGAUUGCAAGGAGAAGAAAAAGAAGAGUGAACCUGAAAACGAAUCGGUCACAGAAUCACAACCAAUCCUACCGACGCAACAAGUUAUAAAACCCAAAAAACCGGAACCGAAAAAGGAGGAGCCAAAAUCAAAACCAGAUCUAGCCACAUCCUUGAUGUUUGAUAGGUUCGUAUCGGCGAGUAAACCGGAGAACGCCUCCGAUAUUUUGGCGCCUGUGGAAAGAUCCGAAACAACGCAUGGUACGGAAGAAAUGCGGGGUGCCGCACGCAUGAAAAUGUUCGGUCCUUUGACCAGGAUAACAAGCGAUUUUUAUCCUUGCCCUUUACUGUGUAAAAGAUUCAAUGUUCCUGAGCCACUUUUAGACAAAUCUGAACUGCAAAGAGACAGAAAACGUACAAAAAACCUCAUCUUCGAGUACCAAAAACACGCGGAAAACAACGCCGAUUUAAAACCGGGAGUUUCAAUGAUGAAGCAAGAUCCUGAAACACCUGAAAUUGAAGAAUCAGACACAAACCAAAAACAAAACGACGAAGAAGCCGUUAAAGAGGAAGAUGCACCUCCAAUUGAAGACCCUCCAAAAGAUAUAACCGACAAACUGGAUGUGGACAAAAACAUCGACCUAUUUAAAGCGGUAUUUUUGAGCAGCAGCGAGUCGGAGAGUGAUGAAGAGGACUCGAAGGAAGAAGGAAAGAAAAAGGAGGAAGAAAUGAAGGCCAACGUUCUCAAACCAAGGGAGAAAGUUGAGGAGAAACCGGCUAAAGAAGGUGAUGAUGAUUUGUAUGGGCCUAAAAUUCCUGCAAAAUUAGAACAUGUCGAGAAAAGUGUUGUUGUGGAGUCUUCUGGUGAUGAAGAUCAAUGGAUUGAGAAGGGUUGCAAGGAGAAGAAAAAGAAGAGUAAGCAUAAAAAGGAGAGGAAACAUAAGAAAGACAAGGAGAAGCAUAAGAAAAAGCACAAGAAGGAUAAACAUUGA
Messenger RNA from Brassicogethes aeneus, 3007 nucleotides. The record is from the annotation of a GenBank genome assembly. NCBI's taxonomy places the organism in Eukaryota, Metazoa, Arthropoda, Insecta, Coleoptera, Nitidulidae.